AUGGCGUCCUCUGAAUCGAGUGAUAAAAAAAAUCAUAUUACUCCAUUGAACACUGAAACCAAUUCUCCAAAUUUAUAUUUUCUCAAUUCAAAUGAAAAUCCAGGUAAUCUCUUGGUUACACAGCCACUACUUGGAAUGAAGAAUUAUCACUCUUGGUCAAGGGCUAUGAUCUUAGCUCUCACUGCCAAAAAGAAAAUAGGUUUCAUUAAUGGAAAAAUUGCUGAGCCAAGUCCAGAAUCUCCUCUAGAAUCUCCUCUUUAUGAAUAUUGGUUGAGCUGCAACACAAUGGUGAUUUCAUGGAUGAUCAACUCCAUGCAUGUUGAUGUCUCGAGUAGCAUAAUGUACUAUCAAACUGCUAGAGAAAUGUGGCUUGAAUUGCAAAAACUUUGUUCACAGGGGAGUGGCCCCAAAAUCUACAAUGUUCAGAAGGAGAUUUCUAAUAUUUCUCAGAAUUAG
Malania oleifera is the source of this 456-nucleotide messenger RNA. RefSeq lists its product as uncharacterized. The transcript has a single exon. NCBI's taxonomy places the organism in Eukaryota, Viridiplantae, Streptophyta, Magnoliopsida, Santalales, Ximeniaceae. The record is from RefSeq and is a predicted model, not a curated record. Bases 1 to 456 code for a protein of 151 amino acids.